AUGAAGAAAGUUGAGUCACUUGACAUGCUAAAUCUCCAAGGUGAUGCACCUCCAGAGAUAAUCAUUUUCUUUAACGAGAAACCAAACAUCAGAGAAACGAUCGGAAUAGACACAGAGAUUUUCCCAAACAUCAAGAAAUUAAUUUCCAAAGCUAAGUCUGACUCGAGCCGUAUUGUUAUUGCGAUUGUUUCUAACGAUCCUUUCUUGAAUAAUAGGACGAACUACUUGACGAGAUCUCUUUCGGGACUUUUGAAUCCGAACAACAAAUCUUCUCAAUAA
Molecule: messenger RNA, 279 nt
Organism: Trichomonas vaginalis G3
Lineage: Eukaryota; Parabasalia; Trichomonadida; Trichomonadidae
Product: ubiquitinyl hydrolase protein
Exons: 1
Coding region: 1-279 (92 amino acids)
Source: RefSeq, a predicted model, not a curated record